UUGCUAGAGCUGUGUUGGGGGGUACCUGGUCCCGAGCUUGGAGCCUGUCUGGCCAGGGCUUCCGCCUGUCCUCUGCCCCUGUGGAGCAGUCAGCAGUCCCCUGUGGCUCAGGCUGGUAUGUUCAGGAAGGCAGCAGCCAUCGGUGCACACCUGCUGGGCCCGCUCCAGGGAAAGAGCGUCGGCACCCCGCCCACCCGAGCCUUGCACCAGACUCUCGCCAUGGCCAAGCGUCUGCAGGCCCGAAGGCUGACGGGAAUCGACCACAACCCCUGGGUGGAAUAUACUCGCCUGGCCAGUGAGUGUGACGCCGUGAACCUGGGCCAAGGCUUCCCUGACUUCCCGCCCCCAGACUUCGCCGUGGAUGCCUUCCGGCAGGCGCUCAAUGGGGACUUCAUGCUCAACCAGUACACCAAUGCCUUCGGUUACCCACCCCUGACGGAGAUCCUGGCAAGCUUCUUCGGGAAGCUCCUGGGGCAGGAGCUGGACCCGCGCAAGAACGUGCUGGUGACCGUGGGCGCCUACGGGGCCCUGUUCACGGCCUUCCAGGCCCUGGUGGAUGAAGGAGACGAGGUCAUCAUCAUCGAGCCCUUCUUCGACUGUUACGAGCCCAUGACCUUGAUGGCUGGAGGGCGCCCUGUGUUUGUGUCCCUGAAGCCGAGACCCUCCCAGGAUGGGGACCCAGAGUCGAGUGGCAACUGGCAGCUGGACCCCACAGAGCUGGCCAGCAAGUUCACGGCCCGGACCAAAGUCCUGGUCCUCAACACACCGAACAACCCCCUGGGAAAGGUGUUCUCACGGGCCGAGCUGGAGCUGGUGGCCCGCCUGUGCCAGCAGCAUGAUGUGCUGUGUAUCACCGACGAGGUCUACCAGUGGCUGGUCUAUGACGGGCAUCGGCACGUGAGCAUCGCCAGCCUCCCUGGCAUGUGGGAGCGGACCCUGACCAUUGGCAGUGCAGGCAAAACCUUCAGCGCCACUGGCUGGAAGGUGGGCUGGGCGCUGGGUCCCGACUCCCUCCUGAAACACCUGCGAACUGUGCACCAGAACUCCGUCUACCACUGUCCCACGCAGGCCCAGGCUGCCGUCGCCCUGAGCUUCCAGCGGGAGCUACAGCACCUGGGCCAGCCCGACAGCUACUUCGUGCAGUUCCCACAGGCCAUGCAGCGCCGCCGCGACCACAUGGUGCACAGCCUGCGGUCGGUGGGCCUGCGACCUGUGGUCCCGCAGGGCAGCUACUUCCUCAUGGCAGACAUCUCGGACUUCAAGAGCAAGAUGCCUGACUUGCCUGGCGCUGCGGACGAGCCCUAUGACCGAUGCUUCGUCAAGUGGAUGAUUAAGAACAAGGGCCUGGUGGCCAUUCCAGUGUCCAUCUUCUUCAGUGGCCCCCAGCAGCAACACUUGGACCACUAUAUCCGCUUCUGCUUUGUGAAGGAUGAGCCCACGCUGCGGGCCUUGGACGAGAAGCUGCAGAAGUGGAAGGCGGAGCUGAAGCCCUGAGCAGACCCUGCAUCGGGAGGAGAAGCAGGGGAGAUGGAAGGGGGUCCUUCUCUGUCACACAGAGACCCCCCCACACACACACACACACUCAAGUGCCUGUCUUCCUGUGCCAGGGGAAUGAGGCCUGGCCUCGGUCAUCCCUGCUACAUAGCAGGUGGAAUCUAGGACCUUGCCCGUUUCUGCUACUCCACACUGCCUGGGACGCAGAGGGUGGAAUCGGGAAUGCAGGUCCUGCUCACCCUGGUCCUGGCUUACCCAGCCCAUCCUUGCCGGAUGGGCCCCUGCAGCCAGUCCUUCCCAUGCAUAAUAAAGUUUUAACUUAUUCACA
Molecule: messenger RNA, 1822 nt
Organism: Ochotona princeps (American pika)
Lineage: Eukaryota; Metazoa; Chordata; Mammalia; Lagomorpha; Ochotonidae
Gene: KYAT1
Product: kynurenine aminotransferase 1
Exons: 13
Coding region: 118-1494 (458 amino acids)
Biological process (GO): biosynthetic process
Cellular component (GO): mitochondrion; cytoplasm
Molecular function (GO): pyridoxal phosphate binding; L-kynurenine:2-oxoglutarate transaminase activity
Source: RefSeq, a predicted model, not a curated record